This is a messenger RNA of Diplodia corticola, 1362 nucleotides long. RefSeq names its product aminotransferase family protein. The record is from RefSeq and is a predicted model, not a curated record. The coding region runs from base 1 to 1362 and encodes 453 amino acids. The transcript has 3 exons. NCBI's taxonomy places the organism in Eukaryota, Fungi, Ascomycota, Dothideomycetes, Botryosphaeriales, Botryosphaeriaceae.
AUGGGCGACAGCACCAUCACCACGUCUCAAUUCGGCCGCAAGCUGCGCAAGGACUUUCUGUUCGACGACGACUACAUCAACAUCAACCAUGGCUCCUUCGGCACCUACCCCAAGCCCGUGCAGGAUGAGAUGCGGCGCUGGCAGUCGCUGGCCGAGGCGCGGCCGGACCAGUUCAUCCGGUACGACUACCCGGUGGAGCUGCGCAAGUCGCGGGCGCUGAUGGCCGACUACCUGCACGCCCCGGUCGAGACGCUCGUCUUCGUGCCGAACGCGACGACGGGCGUCAACACGGUGCUGCGCAACCUCGUCUUCGCCGACGGCGACGUCAUCGUCUACUUCGCCACCAUCUACGGCGCCUGCGAGAACACGGUCAAGUACGUGUGCGAGACGACGCCCGCCCGCGCCGCCAAGGUCGAGUACACGUUCCCCGUCGAGGACGACGACCUGGUGCAGCGCUUCCGCGACGUCGUCGACGCCGAGACCAAGGCCGGCCGCCGCGUCAAGGUCGCCAUCUUCGACACCGUCGUGUCCAUGCCCGGCGUCAGGAUGCCGUUUGAAAGGCUGACCGAGGCGUGCCGCGAGCUGGGCGUGCUGAGCCUCGUCGACGGCGCCCACGGCGUCGGCCAAGUCGACCUGAACCUCACCGAGCUGAAUCCGGAUUUCUUCGUGAGCAACUGCCACAAAUGGCUCCUCACCCCCCGCGCCUGCGCCAUCUUCCACGUCCCCCUCCGCAACCAACCCCUCAUGCGCUCCACCCUCCCCACCUCCCACGGCUUCCGCCCUCUCCCGGACCCCACCAGCACCGACCCCUACAUCAACCCGCUCCCGCCAAGCGUCUCCGAAUCCGACUUCGUCGCCAACUUCGCCUUCACCGGCUCGGGCGACUGCACGCCCUUCCUCUGCGUCGGCGCCGCCCUCGCCUACCGCGCCUCCCUCGGCGGCGAGGCCGGCAUCCGGCAUUACUGCGAGGGGCUCGCGCGCGAGGGGGGGCAGCGCGCGGCAAAGAUCCUCGGGACGGAGGUGUUGGAUAACGCGACGCGCACCAUGGGCGCCUGCUUUUUUGCCAACGUCCGGCUGCCGCUGUCGCUUGCCAAGUGCGAGGACGUUGCCAAGGCGAGGGCGAAGGCGCGUGGGGGGGAUGUCGUCCUGGCUGAGGCGGAGGUGUUGGCGCGGGUGAAGAAUUGGGCGGCCGGGGUGAUGGUGAGGGAGUAUGGCGGGUUUCAGGCGUUGAUUGAGUAUGGUGGGGGGUGGUGGUCGCGGUUGAGCGCCAUGGUGUAUUUGGAGGUGGCGGACUUUGAGUGGGCGGCUGGGGUGCUGAAGGAGGUUUGUGAGAGGGCGGAGAGGGGGGAGUGGUUGGAUUGA